AUGAACGCUCUCAAGUUUUGUUUAGUGAUACUCUGGUUGAUUCAAGUCAAAGCUAAUACAACUUGCUUGCCUAAUGACAUUCACGCAUUGAUCCUCGCCCGCGGAGGCAGUAAAUUAAUUACAUAUAAAAAUUUAGUUGAAAUCGAUGGCUUGUCAUUAUUAUCGCGUACUAUUAUAACCAUAAGAAAAUCAAAUUGUUUUGAGCAUAUCUGGGUCUCAACAGAUGACGAGAAAAUUGCACUAGAAGCUACAAAAUAUGGUGCCUUGGUCCACAAUCGACCUGAAAAAUACGCAUUGGAUGAGACAUCGUCCGUUGAAUCAGUCAAGGAAUUCCUUGAAGUCCACAAAUACGUACAAAAUUUCGCAUUGUUUCAAUGCACGUCGGUUUUCUUAAGAGAGAAGUAUAUUAAGCAAGCGGUUAGUAAAUUUAAAUCGCAUGAUUGCGUAUUUGCCGUUAAGAGAUCUCAUAAUUUGCGUUGGAAAUCGGUUAAUGGACAAGUUUUGGCUGAUAAUUUUAAUAUGGAAGCCAGACCACGGCGGCAAGACUGGAAAGGAGAUAUGGUAGAAGCCGGAAUGUUUUAUUUUUCAAAGAGAAAUCUGGCAAUGAAAGGACUUUUACAGAAUGAAAAGUGCGCAGUUGUUGAGAUUAAAGGUGAAGAUGGUCUGGAAAUUGAUUCAUAUCGUGACCUGGAUAUAGCUCGUUGUAUUGUAAAUAGUAAUAAAUAGUUUAAAGUAAAUAAAUUUUUAAUAA
Messenger RNA from Drosophila grimshawi, 751 nucleotides. It is a transcript of the gene Csas, whose product is annotated as N-acylneuraminate cytidylyltransferase A. The record is from RefSeq and is a predicted model, not a curated record. The coding region runs from base 1 to 726 and encodes 241 amino acids. The transcript is spliced from 5 exons. Lineage: Eukaryota; Metazoa; Arthropoda; Insecta; Diptera; Drosophilidae. Gene Ontology annotation, molecular function: N-acylneuraminate cytidylyltransferase activity.